Messenger RNA from Torulaspora globosa, 684 nucleotides. RefSeq names its product Nas6p (gene NAS6). NCBI's taxonomy places the organism in Eukaryota, Fungi, Ascomycota, Saccharomycetes, Saccharomycetales, Saccharomycetaceae. The record is from RefSeq and is a predicted model, not a curated record. The transcript has a single exon. Bases 1 to 684 code for a protein of 227 amino acids. Gene Ontology annotation, molecular function: protein binding.
AUGGAUCUGCCACUUAUCAAUGCGUGUAUGAAUAAUGACCUCAGGAAGGUUCAGGAGACAGUCGAAACGUCUCCAGGAGAUCUGUUGAAAAGAGACGGCGAUGGCCGUAUCGCUCUGCACUGGGCAGUCUCCUUCCAGCACGAAGAAAUCGUGCUUUACCUUCUCUCUCACAUGAGAUCGGUAGAUCUCAACGAGUACAGGGAUGACUCUGGAUGGACGCCCUUCCACAUAGCCUGCGCUGUUGGGAGUCUGAGCAUCGUCAAGGAACUGUAUGAAAGGGUGAUUAAGCCAGAUUUGAACCUGCAGACUAACCAGGGUGUCACUCCGCUCCAUCUAGCUGUGUCGAAGAAGCAUGUUCCAGUCUGUCAGUUCCUGCUGGAUCAUAAGGCUUCGGUGCGUGUAAAAGAUUCGAGACAGCAGAUGCCUAUCCAUAGGGCUGCAGCUAUAGGCUCGCCAGUGUUGGUAGAGCUUCUAUGCAAGAAAAACAGCCCUGUGAAUGCGGCAGACAAUAAUGGCUGGACUCCUUUAUUCCACGCUUUCGCUGAAGGACAUGGCGAUGUCGCUGUAAUGCUAGUCGAGAAGUUUGGAGCAGACGAUCAGUUGCAAGACCCAAAAGGUCUGAAAGCGAUCGAUUAUGCGUUGAACGAGCAAAUUAAGAAUUAUUACAAGAAUCAUGUAUCAUAA